Messenger RNA from Brenthis ino (lesser marbled fritillary), 336 nucleotides. Lineage: Eukaryota; Metazoa; Arthropoda; Insecta; Lepidoptera; Nymphalidae. The record is from the annotation of a GenBank genome assembly.
AUGACUCAUUCCAUUAGAUCAGACCAGCUGCGGCAGGACUCUCAGCUGUCCACCAGCUUAGUUGAUCAACAUUGUUUCAGAUUGCCGAUUUGGCCACUUCUGAGAAACAUAUAUAUAGCGCAGCAGCCACAUCACUCGACACUCGACGACGGCCCGAGAGCUCGAUCUCUCUCCACACAGCGCAAUCGAGUGUCGACGCUCGGCCUGGUCCUUAGCGGGCCAGGGCUCAGUCCCGACCUAAUCUCAGAGUCUAGCCCGCUAACCUUCUCCCCUAACCUCUGUCAUCCUCCAACUUGUCACUCACGGCAGUUUACCGGGUUCCUUAGAGUCGUGGAU